Molecule: messenger RNA, 3817 nt
Organism: Trifolium pratense (red clover)
Lineage: Eukaryota; Viridiplantae; Streptophyta; Magnoliopsida; Fabales; Fabaceae
Product: disease resistance protein RPV1-like
Exons: 5
Coding region: 188-3250 (1020 amino acids)
Biological process (GO): signal transduction; defense response
Molecular function (GO): ADP binding
Source: RefSeq, a predicted model, not a curated record
GAUAAAAUUUAGUGUAAUUUUGUCUAUUUUCAAAUUUCAAUGAGUGGACCAAAUAUGUUUUGAUUCAUUCCAUCUACCACCAAUUAAUAUGAGCGAAGCUCUCCAUAUUCCACAUUCAUACUCUGUCUUCUAACCUUGUAAGAGUUGACUGACUUGGAAUCCUCUCAUCAUCCAAAACAGUGAGUCAAUGUCUUCAUCAUCAUCAUCAUCAUCCACUUCUCAAUGGAUCUACGAUGUUUUCCUCAGCUUCAGAGGGGAAGAGACUCGUCGUAACUUCGUUUCUCAUCUCCACAGCGCCCUCUCAAAUGCCGGAAUCAACACUUACAUCGACGACCGGCUUCAAAGAGGAACAGAGCUAGAACCAGAACUAAUGCUAGCAAUAGAAAGUUCUCGUAUUUCAAUAAUUGUUUUCUCCAAAACCUAUGCUGAAUCUAGUUGGUGUCUUAAAGAGCUUGAACAAAUCAUGAAAUGCCGCAGAAAUUGUGGUCAGGUUGUUGUGCCAAUAUUUCACGACGUUGAUCCAUCAGCUUUGCGUCAUCAGACGGGUUCUUAUGGAAUUGCUUUGCAAACUACUUCAAAAAGAAGAUCAUCAGCAGCGGAAAUGAUGGAGGAUGAAUUUUCCAAUUGGAAUAGUACACUAACUGAAGCUGCAAAUAUAUCUGGCUGGCAUGACAAAAAUUUCAAGAAUGAAGCUGAACUGAUUUCUCAAAUUGUUGGCGACGUUAAGAGAAAACUAGACAAAAGAUUAUUGAAUAUUACCGAAUAUCCGGUUGGAUUGGAUGCCCCUGUUCAACAAGUGAUUCAGUUUAUUGAAAAUCAAUCAAACAAAGUUUGCUUGAUAGGGAUCUGGGGGAUGGGUGGAUCGGGUAAAACAACGCUAGCCAGAGCUAUCUACAACAAAUUUUAUUGCAAAUUUGUGGAUCACAGUUUCAUUGAGAAAAUUAGAGAAGUUUGUAAUAGAGGUGAUGAAGAGAUUAUUCAUUUACAAGAACAACUUCUUUCAAAUCUCUUGAAAACAAAUGAGAAGAUAUAUAAUGCUGCAUCUGGUAAAGCCACACUUAAGAACAUAUUUAAGGUGAAAAAGGCACUCAUUGUACUCGAUGACGUGAGCACAUCCGAGCAAGUGGAAACCCUAUGUGGAAAUCGUAAAUAUUUUGUUUCGGGAAGUGUAUUGAUUGUUACAUCCAGAGAUGUACACAUACUUAAGAAACUUAAAGUUGACUAUAUCUAUAGCAUAAAGGAAAUGGACGAAAUCAAGUCCCUUGAGCUCUUCAGUUGGCAUGCUUUUGGACAACCACGUCCGAUUGAAGGCUUCAGUGAACUCUCAGAAAAGAUAGUUGCUUGCUGUGGAGGAUUACCACUGGCUCUUGAAGUCAUUGGAUCUUCCUUAAGUGAAAGGACAAGAAAAGCACACUGGACAUGUACACUUUCAAAAUUAAGGAGAAUUCCCAAUGAUAGGGUGCUAAAGACACUUAAAAUAAGCUAUGAUGGUUUAAAGGAUGAUUUGGUAAAGGAUAUAUUUCUUGACAUAUGCUGUUUCUUUAUUGGCAAGGACAUAUCCUAUGUUACAGAGAUACUAAAUGGCUGUGGACUUUUUGCUGAUGCUGGAAUAGCUGACCUCAUUGAUCAGAGCCUCCUAAAAGUUGAGAAGAAUAGCAAGCUCGGAAUGCAUGAUUUGCUACGAGACAUGGGAAGGGAGAUUGUUAAAAGAUCAACAAAAAAGCUUGGGAAGCGUAGUCGAUUGUGGUUUCACGAGGAUGUACGCGAGGUUUUGAAUGGAAAUAGUGGAACAGACUCCGUGGAAGGAUUGGUUUUGAAGUCGCAAAGCAACAUGAAUGUUUCGUUCAAGGCUGAUUCUUUCAUGGAGAUGAAGAAGUUGAGACUUUUACAACUUAAUCAUGUUGAUCUUACUGGAGAUUAUGUGCACCUUUCUCAAAAACUGAGAUGGCUCCAUUGGCAGGGAUUUACAGACGACUGUAUACCUGACAGCUUUUAUCAAAAAAAUCUAGUUGUUUUUGAGUUAAAACACAGCAAUAUUAAACAACUUUGGAAUGAAACCAAGUUGAUGGAGAAGCUGAAAAUUCUCAAUCUCAGUUAUUCCAAGCACUUGACAUGCACUCCCGACUUUUCCAAAUUACCGAAUCUAGAAAAGCUCAUUAUGAAGGACUGUUCAAGCUUGUCCGAGUUACACCACUCAAUUGGGGAUCUCGAGAAUAUUCUACUGAUAAAUUUGAAGGACUGUACAAGUCUUAGAAAUCUCCCAGAGAAGGUCUAUCAGUUGAAGUCAUUGAAAACUCUCAUCCUUUCUGGUUGUUCAAAGAUUGACAAGUUGGAAGAAGACAUAGAACAGAUGGAACCCUGGACAAACGGUACAGGUGUAAAAGAGAUUCUAUAUUCAAUAAUAGGAUUGAAAAGGAUCACAUAUAUAUGUGGAUGUGAAUUAUCAUUUGAAGUUUUUCCAUCUGUCAGUUGGUCACGGAUGUCACCAACCGUGGAGUUUCCACCUUUUAUUUCCCCAUUUGAUAACCACUAUGAUAUAAAUUUUAGAGAACCGGAAACAUCACAAAACUCAAACCUUUCCUUGAGAAAGCUUUUGAUUGGAAUGGGAAGUUGCCACAUUGUCACUGAUAGUCUUGGCAAGAGUAUACCACAGGGAUUAACAACCAAUGAUUCGAGUGAAUUUUCCCUUCUGGGUGGCAAUUAUCCUUCUUGGUUAGCCUAUACAGGUGAAGGACCUUCAGUACGAUUUCAAGUUCCUGAGAAUAUUGAUUGUCAAGUGAAGGGAAUAAUCUUAUGUGUUGCUUAUUCAUCAACACCUAAAAACAUGGUCGCUGAAUGUCUUACCAAUGUCUUGAUCAUUAAUUACACAAAGUUCACCAUUCACAUAUAUAAGCGAGACACGUUAAUGCCCUUUAAUGGUGAAGAUUGGAAGAGUGUAACAUCAAAUCUAGGACAUGGUGACGAUGUGCAUAUUUGUCUAGUUUUUGGGCAUGGAAUGAUUGUUAAGGAGACAACUGUUUAUCUAAUUUAUGGCCAGUCAGUUACUACGGAACUUGAAAAAUCUAUGGAAGUCGAGCCAUCAACUAACAUGGAAAUGGAGCCAACAGAGGAAGUGAAUGUGCAGCUGUCACCUGAAGUGGACAUGCAACCAUCACCUGAUGCAAAGCUGGAGGCAUCAAUUACUAUGGAAAUUGAACAUUCAAUUUCUGUCCAUGUCGGCAGCACCUAUGGAAUCAGAUUUGGAAAUUGAUCUGAAAAUUAUUUCAUCUUUUACUCCUUUGCAGGAUCCUAUUGUGAUUCCUCACAUAGAGAUUCCUGAAACAAGAGUAGAAGAUCAUAUUCCACCUGCACCUCCAGUUUCUCCACCCUCUCCUGAAGAAAAUAAGUUGGCCAUUAUAGUGUUUGAGCAAUCAUUUACUGAAGAAACUACUGCUGUGGAAUUUGAGCUUUCAAAGCCUGCAUCACUUUUUCUGGAACAUGAAGCUCCAACUGUUGAGUCUACUGAAGUUGGAUCAUCAUCUACUGCUCCUCCACCUGCAUUUGUGACUCUGGAAUCAUUUGACUCGUAUGUGGCAUCCAAUAAUGCAAUAAAUGAAGCCAAUACCGAGAAAGUUGGCACAAUAAUAGCCACCCAACUCCAGAUGCAGCAGACCCUUCAGCUUAUCCUAGAGAAAGUUACCAAACCCUAGUUUCUCUUUAUCUGUUUCUAUGAUUGUCUUUAUAUUUGUGUUUCUUUUGUCUAUGUUUCUCUGUUAUGUGUUUGUGACUUUCUGUGUUUGUUUAAUGAUUAAUGAAUUCAGUUUUGUUUGUUUACUUA